AUGAAAAUUUCAGUGUUCCAAGACACUCACGUGAUGAUCUUCAUUGGCUUCGGUUUCUUGAUGACUUUCUUGAAGCGCUACGGUUUCUCAGCUGUAUCAGUGAACCUGCUUCUAGCCUCUUUCACCAUCGAGUGGAGUAUAAUCGUUAACGGCUUUUUGAGCGAGGAAUUCGCAAAGGAAGGAAAAUUCAGUGUUGGAGUAGCCGAACUGCUCUCCGGUGAUUUCACGGCUGCCAUAAUACUGAUCAGUAUGGGAGCGAUGCUUGGAAAACUUUCCCCAACACAAUACAUCAUCAUGGCUCUAAUUGAAACACCGGUGUCUCUCUUCGUCGAACAUCAUGUCAUACAUACUUUCCACGUAUGUUUAUCGAAUCACUUCGUAAUCUGUCACUGUAUUGAAGAUUCCGCCGUGUUUGCGUGA
This is a messenger RNA of Haemonchus placei, 420 nucleotides long. The record is from the annotation of a GenBank genome assembly. Lineage: Eukaryota; Metazoa; Nematoda; Chromadorea; Rhabditida; Trichostrongylidae.